AUGUACGCCGGGAGGAAGAGGAAGAAGCCGGUGCCAAAGAGCCCCAAACCACCACCCCCUGAGGGUGUGAAGUCCAACCCCUCCAAGCGGCAUAGAGACAGACUCAACCAGGAACUGAACAAGCUGACUGGCUUGCUGCCCUUCCCCGAAGAUGUGUGCACCAGGCUCGAUAAACUCUCCAUUCUACGGCUCGCUGUUGGGUACCUGAAGGUGAAGAGCUACUUGAUGGCAGCAGCUACAGAUGUUGGCAACUCUGUGGUGGAUCAGCCCAGACCCUCAGGAGGGAAUGGACGGACAGACCUGCAGGUCAAUGGGGAGCUGUUUCCCGAGGGAGAAUUGCUGCUUCAGGCACUUAAUGGAUUUGUCAUCGCUGUGACUGGAGAUGGCUACAUCUUCUACAUCUCUCCUACUGUGCAGGACUAUCUGGGCUUUCACCAGUCGGAUCUCAUCUACCAGAGUGUGUAUGAGCUGAUCCAUGCGGAUGACAGAGCUGCUUUCCGUCGCCAGCUGCACAGAGCUCCAGCAUCGGGCAGCACGCAGCACACUUCCGAUGCCUUUCCCACUGACCAGCCGCUGCUGGCGGGACAUGGCACUGCACCCAGCCCCCAGCACCUCUGCCUGGAGAAGCCCUCCUGCGUGGAGAGGAGCUUCACCUGCCGCUUCCGCUGCUUGCUGGAUAACUCCUCGGGAUUUCUGGCCUUGGAUUUCCGUGGACGCUUGAAAUUCCUUCUUGGGCAGCAGAAGGCAGCAUCAGACAGAUUCCCACUUGCUCUCUUUGCCAUUGCAACUCCCCUCCAGCCGCUCUCCAUACUGGAGCUUCGGACCAAGACGUUGAUCUUCCAGACAAAGCACAAGCUGGACUUCACUCCCAUGGCCUGUGAUUCCCGGGGGAAGGUCGUCCUGGGGUACACAGAAACGGAGCUGUGCAGGAGGGGGUCUGGGUACCAGUUUGUGCAUGCAGCUGACAUGAUGCACUGCGCGGAGAACCACAUGAGAAUGAUGAAGACAGGGGAGAGUGGGCUGACGGUUUUCCGGCUGCUGACCAAGAAGAGCGGCUGGGUGUGGGUGCAGGCCAAUGCCCGGCUGGUGUACCAAGGAGGCAAGCCCGACUGCAUCAUUGCCCGGCAGCGAGCCCUGUCGAAUGAAGAAGGGGAGGAACACCUGCGGAAGAGAAACCUGCAGCUGCCUUUUAGCUUUGCCACAGGGGAAGCAGUCUUGUAUGGGAAUGACCUUCCCGAGUUACUGGACUCCUUCCAGGCUAAGAAGGAGUUGCAGACACAAGCCAACUGCCGCUCAAAGCAGCACUUGGUAGACCCCAACUCUCUUCUUGGGUCCAUGAUGAAGCAGGAUGCAUCCAUAUAUGUCUCCCAUGCCGAUAACGUGCCUCAGUUCUCCUUGCCAGAUCUCAUCGCUGAGCCUGAUGGACCGAGCCAUAAUGACAAAGCCAGCGAUGCUAAGGACAGCAACUCCCUCCUGGUCAUUAUCGAAACUCUGCUUGAGAAGAGUGAGAUGGAUGGAAACAUUUGCCAGACCCUCCAGAGCCUCAACGUGGACAAUGAGGAGCUGCAGCGGUGGGAGGAGGCACUGCUCAGCUUGGGCACAGAGGAGCCACCAGCUCAGGAGGCUGGCGAGAGGCUGGGCACUGAGGUCACUGACGUAGAGCAGAUGCUUCUCAGGCAGGACUUCCUGGAGAAGGACUUCCCACACUGCAGCACAUCCCCCUGCAAUGAGGAAGGCAGUGCUGCGGCUCAUUUCCAGCACUCUUGGGCAGCUAAUUCAGGGUUUCAAGCCCCACCACAGCCGCAGGCACCUGGUGCACAAGGCCAAGAUGCUGUGGUCUCUCUGGUCUGUGUUACAUCCCAGGUCAGCUCUGCUCAGCCAGAACAGCUGGUCCCAUUUAACCCAGCUGAGCUGGUAGAGGGAACUCUUCUGGAUGUCUCAGGCUCCAGCAGCAAGCCCCCUGUAGCACUUCAGCUGGCAAACCUGGGACAAGUGCUUCAAGCAGAAGCUACCACCUCUGCUCUUGUGGAUAACAGUACUCCUGAUGAUCAGAGCCAAUCUAGGUGUGAGUUGGCAGGCUCAAGCUGCCCACCUCCAUUGCACUCAAACACACCAUUGACUGGGUGGUACAAUGUCCCGGUCCAGGCAAACCCAGCCAGUGCCUUGGGCCAGAGUGCUUCUCCUGGAGGUUGCCCAUCAGAGGCUUGGAUGGCCACAGCUCUGAAACAGCUGGAAGCAUCAGGAACUCACCUGGAGUCACAAACCCUGCUGGCUGGCAGCCCCAAGAGCCCCCUGGGUGCUGGGCUGUGGUUGCUGUCCUCCCAACCUGCUCCUUGCCCUGCAUGGGGCUCGCAGGAGUCCUUGUUCUCCAGGGCUGGAGACAUCCAUGGUGAGGAGAGCACUCUCCCUGCAGGAGCAUCAGCACCCUUAGGAGUCAGCCAGCUGCCAAGGAGUGGUGGCUUCCCCAGACAGUCCCCAAUACUUCCCCCAGAGUUCAGUUUUUCCUGGGAAGGGGAGAACAACAAGUGGUUCACGCAGCCGUGGCUGCUGCAGGCUGGGGCAGCUCCUCAGAGAUGUGGUGGGACAGAUCUAGUGCAACACAGCGAACUCCUGCUGGGGUCUGGCAUGGGUCCCAGCACCCACCGAAUGGACCGUGUUGUGGCACCUGAGUGCCAGUAUGGAAACAGGUUUUUUGGACAUGAGAGCAACUUUCUUAGGGAUGCCUCUAAAAUAUCCCUAGCCCAGCAUGCAGGUGCUUUGCAUUGCCCCAGCGAGAGCCACCCUGGAGCAUCAUGUUCCUCACCAGGCUCAGUUCUGAGAUGCUCAGCAGCUCUCCCUGCAAAGGUGGAUGCAGGAGUGCCUCCCUCUGACUGGGGCCCUGACUUCCCACCAGCAUCCUUUGCAGGUGGGCAGCCACUCUGUGCCUGUGAGGUCCAACUCAAGGUGAGGUGUGAGGGCUGCAGGACCUGA
Mesitornis unicolor (brown roatelo) is the source of this 2970-nucleotide messenger RNA. RefSeq names its product aryl hydrocarbon receptor-like. The transcript is spliced from 10 exons. Gene Ontology annotation, cellular component: aryl hydrocarbon receptor complex; nucleus. The record is from RefSeq and is a predicted model, not a curated record. Gene Ontology annotation, biological process: regulation of transcription by RNA polymerase II. NCBI's taxonomy places the organism in Eukaryota, Metazoa, Chordata, Aves, Mesitornithiformes, Mesitornithidae. The coding region runs from base 1 to 2970 and encodes 989 amino acids. Gene Ontology annotation, molecular function: protein dimerization activity; transcription cis-regulatory region binding; nuclear receptor activity.